Messenger RNA from Phyllopteryx taeniolatus (common seadragon), 4238 nucleotides. RefSeq names its product tripartite motif containing 25, like (gene trim25l). The coding region runs from base 160 to 2541 and encodes 793 amino acids. Gene Ontology annotation, molecular function: zinc ion binding; protein binding. The record is from RefSeq and is a predicted model, not a curated record. The transcript is spliced from 16 exons. Lineage: Eukaryota; Metazoa; Chordata; Actinopteri; Syngnathiformes; Syngnathidae.
ACCCGCUCGACCUGCCUGGUGGCUCAGGCCCCUCCCUGCUCUCGCCUUUCUAACUGACUUGAUAUUUCCUCCUGUGACUCCAAACAAUUCCUCAUCUCACUCGUGUCUCGGUUGUCUACCACCGCCACGCUUUACGCCUUUCUAUUUCCUUGUUGGACAAUGAGUGGUAAACUGUGGACAGAGGAGCAGUUUAACUGCCCCGUGUGUCUGGAUCUCCCCAACGAUCCGGUCACCAUUCCCUGUGGGCACAGCUACUGUAUGGCCUGUAUUAAGGACUACUGGAGCAAGGAUGAUCCCAAAGGUAUCUACAGUUGCCCCCAGUGCCGCCAGACUUUCUGCCCUCGGCCCUCGCUUUCCAGAAACACCAUGCUGGCCGAAGCUGUGGAUCAACUCCGCAAAGGAACCCCAAGAGCUGAGGUCUACCAAAGCAUACGAGGAGCAUUAAAAUCCAAAAAGAAUCUACCCUCUUCGGCCGUGCAGUGCGACCUGUGCAAAGGAGAGCAGAGGGCAGCGGUCAAGACCUGCCUGGUCUGCAUGAGCUCGUACUGCGAGAGCCAUCUGAAGCCACACCAGACCACCAAGGCCCUGAAAGAGCACGAGCUGAUCGCGCCGACAGGCAACUUGGCCGAGAAGAUCUGCACUCAGCACAAGUACCUGCAGGAGUUCUUCUGUCGCCAGUGUAAGGUGUUCAUCUGUUGGCUGUGUACGACCAACCAGCACAAAGGUCACGAGAGCGUGUCCACGAAGGCUGAACGCAUGGACAAAGAGAAAGGGUUUUCUGAGAUGCAGACAGAAAAUCAGAGGAAGCUCAAGGACAGACAGCAGGAGCUGAAGGACAUGAAGAAGAUGAUGGAUGGAAUGAAGCGCUCUGCAGACCGCGUUCACAGCGACUCCGAGAAGGUGCUGUCGGAACUCCAACGCUCAGUGGAGAGACUCCAGGAACUGUUAGAGGAGGUGCUGGAUGAGGCCGGCCGGGAGAAGAUGGAGCAGGCUCAGGAGAUCGUUGAACGUCUGGAGGCGGAAAUCAAGGACCUGAAGAGGAGGGAUACGCAGACGAAGGAUCUGGCUCAAUGCGAGGACCACAUCUACUACCUGCAGAUGUAUGAAACCAUGUGCAGUCCACUUGAGUUGGGAGACCUUCCGACUGUGCAGGUCAACCAUGAUGCUUCCUUUGAGCCUGUACGGGAUGCCAUCCUAGACCUCAGAGAGCAAGUGGAGGACUUGUGCAACAUGGAGCUAGGCAAGAUCACUAAAAAAGUCAAUGAGACAACGUUAUUCACACUGGGUGCUGCCAAUCGCAAUCAGAGAGGUGGCCUUUUGAAAUUAUUUUCUGCUUUGGGAUCACGCAACUCGAACUCAAACAACCGUUCAUCUGGCUCAACACCAAGUAUCUCAGUUACAUCGCGGAGUGCAGACAGACGAGGACUGGGCUUUAGAGGUCAAGAUGUAAGGAGCAGAGACGCGUCACGAGACGUCGCACAGAGGUCACCCAGACCAUGGGCCAGACAAAAGCCAGAUGAAAGAGAGUCAGUACGGGAGAACAACCUCAGACCCAGCCCCAGACUUAGUCCGACCCCGAGCCCGACUCUAAGCCGGAGAGAAUCUCCGUCUCUGUGGAGCAGGUCCAGUCGGAGUCAGGGUGUCCCUGCUACUCCUACCCCAAACCCAGUGAGCCCAAACCCGACUCCUGCUCCUGGGCCAACAUCCACUGGAGCUUUUAGUCGGAUGUCAUCGAUCAGCAGCAUUUUCCGGUCCCGUCGUGGCAACACACCUGUAGUUAACAUGUCGUCUACAGGGGCGCUUCCGACUCUGUCUGAAACACCAAUCGAUGUUAAUCCCAGUCUGUUCUUGGACUCACCCACCCCCACUGCCAAUGAUCACAGUCCUGCUUUUCCUGCAUUAAGAGAAAUCAGCCUUGACAGCAUCCAGGCUCCAGAACCAAGGAAAAGAGAGGAGUUCCUGCAAUAUUCUGUAAACUUCACCCUUGAUCCUAACAGCGCCCAUCGUCGCCUGAUUCUCUCCGAGGGCAACACCAAAGCCACCCUGCAGGGCGAAGUUGUGCCCUAUCCGGACAGUCCCCAGCGUUUUGACGGUUGGACUCAGGUCAUGUGUGGGAACCCGCUCUAUUCCCAGCGUUCCUACUGGGAGGUGGAAUGGCGAGGCCGAGGAUCCUCUAUGGGCGUGGCGUACGGCUCACUGAGCAGGAAGGGUUCAGACGCCAGGGCGGGAAUCGGCUACAACGCCCAGUCGUGGACGCUGGAGCUCUCCGACACUUGCUGCUUAGCGCUGCACGACAACGAGAAGAGGGACAUACCGGUCACCUACUCCCCUCGUCUGGGCAUCUUCGUGGAUUUGUCCACAGGAACGCUGGGGUUCUACGGCGUGGCAGAGAGCAUGACACACCUUCACACAUUUCGGGCAAACUUUACCCAGCCCCUCUACGCUGUCUUUGGGGUGGGGAGUGGAGUCGGAGUGGGUUUGGACUUCGCACUUGGGCAGUUCAGCUCCACCUCUGAUAGUAUCAAGUUGUGUCCCAUGUGAAGACGCACACAAGAGCAAAAUAUGUUUUGUUGUUAUUAUUCUGUCUAUAAUUAAAUACACUCUCAACCAUCCAUUUUCUACAGCCUGUUAACAUAACAGGAUAUGGUUACCCUUAAAAGUGGAGUUUGCAAUUUCUCCCUUAAAAAAAAAAAAUAUAUCACUUUUGGUCAUAUUUGUUAAAACUGUCAGUAUGACUAUCUGACAGUAGUACAUGAGUAAAAUGAUCUGUGGAAAAAAAAAAAAUCCCUCUCUGUCUCCAUCUUUUACCUCUAAUUUGAUUUCCAAGAAACUACCACGCCCGAGGAUAAACAAUUAAUCAGAGUCAGAAGGCGUGGCUGACACGUUAUUAGGAAUCCCACUUGUGUUCUAGGCAGGACACGCCCUGCUGCAAUAUGAUUAGCUGCAGGACACCUACUACUACUGGAAUGCCGGUGCAGUGUGAUUGGCACGCUUCCAGAAGGAAAAAGAAGUGUGGGACUUCAGUGUGGCGGCGUUAUUAUAAAUCCUAUUAUCCCCUUGUGAGGAGAAGCGGCUCAGAUAACGGAUGGACGGAAAACUUCAAACUGCUAACAUUGUGUUACACAGUAGUCACACUCCUUUUCGAAUAAGUCAUGCUAGCCACAUAGCAGCCAUGGCUAAUGCCAGCUAUGUAUUGCUAGUGCCGCUAUUUUGUUGAAGCUGGACAGCAUUCUCUGUACUAUUUACAGUAUCACAACUAUGCACUUUCAUAAUCACGUCAUUAUGAACGGCCAUGUUUGAGAAUCUCGCACAUUAAUGAGGGGCGCGGCUUUUUCAGGGGUGGGGUUAGUGAAGUCAUUCAAUAUUUCUUGCAUUUUUAAUACUGCAAACUCCCCCUUCAAAAGGGGCUUUUAUGACUGAAAAUCAUCCAUCCAUUCAUUUUCUGUACCGCUUAUCCUCACAAGGGUCACGGGCGUACUGGAGCCUAUCCUCGUUAUCUUCGGGCGAGAGGCAGGGUACACUCUGAACUGGUCGCCAGCCAAUCACAGGGCACAUAGAAACAAACAGGGGAAAUAGUGGACGACUGCCUCACAGUUCUGAGGACCGGGGUUCAAACCCCGGCCCCGCCUGUGUGGAGUUUGCAUGUUCUCCCCGUGCCUGCGUGGGUUUUCUCCGGGUACUCCGGUUUCCUCCCACAUCCCAAAAGCAUGCGUGGUAGGUUGAAGACUCUAAAUUGCCGGUAGGUGUGAAUGUGAGUGCGAAUGGUUGUUUGUUUGUGAAAAUUAUAUCAAUGUUUAAUUACCUCAACAUAUUCCAUACAAACAAUUGCCACUGCAUUUUAUUGUGUUUAUGCUGUACUCUACCAAGUUAAAGUUGCUAUCAUCACAUGUACUGUGUCUCAAUGUUAGCAGUCCAACAAAAAAAUGUGUCAAAUUUUUGUCAGUGGGAAUCUUUCCAGCAAGCACAUACGGAAGUUCAUUUGUCCACUGCUUUAUUGUAAAAAUGGAAGCAACCAAUUAACAAGUAUGAGUUGCUUACAGAACCUUGUGACAGGAUAAGCUGUAACCAGGUGAAAUGAACAAGCAAAUUUUAAAAGAUAUAAACAGUCUACCUUCAGUCUUAGAAACACACCAUUAUAUUUUGGUUUAAAAAAAAUUGCAAGCUAAAAUACAGGAAAGCACACAUGAAAGCCAGUAUAUUACAUUUCUCGAUGGAGAGGAAAAAAAUAAAAAAAAGAA